Molecule: messenger RNA, 5592 nt
Organism: Trichosurus vulpecula (common brushtail)
Lineage: Eukaryota; Metazoa; Chordata; Mammalia; Diprotodontia; Phalangeridae
Gene: FRMD3
Product: FERM domain containing 3
Exons: 14
Coding region: 334-2127 (597 amino acids)
Cellular component (GO): cytoskeleton
Molecular function (GO): cytoskeletal protein binding
Source: RefSeq, a predicted model, not a curated record
UCUUUCUCCUUGCCAGUGUGUGUGUGUGUUUCGGUGACGGCGUCACCAGCCCGGGUUCUCUUUGGCGAGCGGAGAGAAGGAAGGGACUGGGAGCCAGGGGGGUGGAGGCGGGGGAAGCAGGGCGGGCGGGAGGGAAUUACCAGCCAUCGCUCUCACUACCAGCAUGUCUGGCCAGCGGCAGCCUCUCCCGCUGCCGCUGCCGCCGCCGCCGCCUCCCCGGGGCUGAUCGCGGCCCCCUCCUCCCGCCGCUGCUGCCGCCGCUGCCGCUGCUGCUCCGCGGGCAGCCCUCGUGGGUGUCUCCCGGAGGUUUCCCGCUCCCCGGGGCCGCGGUGUAUGUUCCCCUCCUGCCACUGUGUGCGGGGAGGCAGGAGGACGAUGAAAAUGAUCCGCUUUAGGAGUUCGAGCAUCAAAUCACUCAGCCAGGAGAUGAAAUGUACCAUCCGGCUGCUGGACGAUUCCGAAAUCUCCUGCCAGAUCCAGAGGGAGACCAAAGGUCAGUUUCUCAUAGACCACAUAUGCAACUAUUACAGUUUGCUGGAGAAGGAUUAUUUUGGCAUUCGCUAUGUGGAUCCUGAGAAGCAACGGCACUGGCUAGAACCCAACAAGUCAAUCGCCAAGCAAAUGAAAACUCAUCCACCAUAUACCAUGUGCUUUAGAGUGAAAUUCUACCCUCACGAACCUUUGAAGAUUAAAGAAGAGCUCACCAGGUACCUUUUAUAUUUGCAAAUUAAAAGAGAUAUUUUCCAUGGUCGUCUGCUGUGCUCCUUUACAGAUGCUGCCUACCUGGGGGCCUGUAUUGUUCAAGCUGAGUUUGGGGACUAUGACCCCGAUGAACACCCAGACAAUUACAUCAGUGACUUUGAGAUUUUCCCGAAGCAGUCCCACAAGCUGGAAAGGAAAAUAAUGGAAAUCCACAGGAACGAACUCAGGGGCCAGAGUCCUCCAGUUGCUGAAUUUAACUUACUACUGAAAGCACAUACUUUGGAAACCUAUGGGGUGGAUCCCCAUCCCUGCAAGGAUUCAACAGGGACGACGACAUUUUUAGGAUUCACUGCUACAGGGUUUGUCGUAUUCCAGGGAAAUAAAAGAAUCCACUUGUUAAAAUGGCCGGAUGUCUGCAAAUUGAAGUAUGAAGGGAAGACAUUCUAUGUGAUUGGCUCUCAGAAGGAGAAAAAGGCCAUGUUGGAAUUUCACACCUCAACUCCGGCUGCUUGUAAACACCUCUGGAAGUGUGGGGUGGAGAAUCAGGCCUUCUACAAGUAUGCAAAAUCCAGUCAGAUCAAGACGGUGUCAAGCAGCAAAAUAUUUUUUAAAGGCAGUAGAUUUCGAUAUAGUGGCAGAGUUGCCAAAGAGGUAGUGGAGGCGAGUUCCAAAAUCCAGAGGGACCCUCCUGAGGUGCACAGAGCCAACAUUACCCAGAGCAAGAGUUCCUACUCUUUGAAUAAGCAGCUCAUAAUCAACAUGGAACCCUUGCAGCCACUUUUGCCUUCUCCCAGUGAACAGGAAGAGGAGGUUCCUUUGGAUGGUGGUAUUCCAUUACUGAGAGAAGAUGACCACUCAGCCCCUGUGAUAUCUAGCUCACCAAUAAAGAACAUUGGAGAGUAUGGGGACUUCUCCAGGGAGCAGGAGGAGAAAAUCAAAGAGGAACCUUUGACUAUCUCAGAACUGGUCUACAACCCAAGUGCCAGCCUGCUUCCCACCCCAGUCGAUGAGGAUGAGAUCGACAUGCUCUUUGACUGUUCUUCGAGGCUCGAGUUGGAAAGGGAAGACACUGAUUCAUUCGAGGACCUAGAAGCAGAUGAAAAUGCCUUUUUGAUGGCCGAGGAAGAAGAACUCAAGGAGGCCCGGAGAGCCUUGACAUGGAGCUAUGACAUUUUGACAGGCAACAUCCAGGUGAACCCCUUCGUAAAGAGUUUCUCCAGGCUCCUUGUUGUAGGUUUGGGACUGUUACUGUUUGUAUUCCCUCUCCUCCUCGUCCUUUUGGAGUCAGGCAUCGAUCUGUCCUUUCUUUGCGAAAUUCGUCAGACACCAGAGUUUGAACAGUUCCACUAUGAAUAUUACUGUCCUCUCAAGGAGUGGGUGGCAAGAAAAAUAAACUUUAUCCUCUACUUGUUGGGUUGCUCAUAAAGUUAACAUGAUAUGUGACUAAGGGCUAUAUUCAAUACUAGUGAUUUUUCUUUCUUUUUUUUUAGCAACUGCUUGGUUUUUAGAAAGGUCAUGGGGCCAUCAGCAGGUAGCUUGUUUCAUCCUUGUUCCAUAUAUAACAGACUGUUCAACUCCUUAAGUUAGCUUUUCAUAAUUCAAUACAUUUGAAUAAGUUAAAAGUCAGAUAAAACAUUAUUUUAGUCAUAGGCCAGAAUGGUGGCCCUGUUUAAGUAACCAAAAAGAUAUUUAUUUUUAUUGCAUUGUAGACUUACUGCUUACCCACUAUACCAUAGAACAUUAUGCAGAGCUAACUUUUGCUUUUUUUUAAGUUUGUAGCAUUAUAAGCUGUAAGGUUCAGAACCUGCGUUUUAGUAAAAUUGGAGGGAAAUGUUUUUGAAUAUACUCCUUAGUGCAACAAUCUCUUCUAACCAAUGCCUAUACAAGCAAAGUUUAUGCUGGGUUUUUGUUGUUUUUUUUAAAAAUAUUUUUAUGUGUUCAAAAUAUUUUGGUAAAUUUUUAGCAAAAGAAGUCUUCUGAAGUUAUUUAAGUGUACAGAUUGUAAGAUUAAUGCACAAACGGCACAUGGGGAAUUUUUUUAAUGUUUUGGCAGUGAUUUGUUUUUAAAAAAAUAUUUUUGGCUGGACAAUUCUAUAAUUUGUUAUACCUGCAUAUGAGAUAGCAAACUCUUAGGAGAAUAAUAUAGGAAGUUUAGGAAGCAGAGGAUAUAAUGGGGAAUAUAUCUAAUUUAAAAAACAGAAACAACACCGCCUAUGAAAUAUGACCGAAGUUGCUCCAGUAACAAUAAUCUGUUUCUGAAUAUCUUCCUUCUAAAGUGUAGGGAGACGAUAUCAUUGACAAGAUGAUGAGUCACCUUCACCUGUGUCCUGUUAUUUUCUAUCUCAGCUGAUGCAGCAGAAAGUCAUUGGAAGAGAGUGAAAGUGAUUCCCAAGAGGGUGCUGGAUCCCCAAGCUAAUUGUACAUUGUGUACAUAACAAGAGAGAAAGGGAAGGACUAGAAUGUAGCCCCCCAAAAAGAAUUUCUAGCCAGGACGUGGUAGGUGAGCAGUGGAAGCUUAACUUUAAGAAAGUCAUAGGAGAUGUAGGUUAUAUGAUGAUUUAAGAGAAUGAAGCCUGGAGUCAGAGUUGAUAGAAACGUGUGUUAUUACAAAUGCAUUUUCAGGAAAAAAGGGGGAGGGAAUUUUAAGGUAAGUGUCUUAGUCCCUCAUUCUAUUCAUUAUGAUUCCAUGAAACCAACUCCAGAGAGUCACUGGGGGGAAGAGGGAGGCUGUGUGUGUGUAUGAUGUGUGUGUGUAUGAUGUGUGUGUGUGUGUGUGUGUGUGUGUGUGUGUGUGUGAGAGAGAGAGAGAGAGAGAGAGAGAGAGAGAGAGAGAGAGAGAGAGAAACUUUUCCGUGUGUGACCCUGUUACCCUGUAGGGUUAGAAAUGCAGCUUGCAAUACCAUUUAUACAACCCUAACCCUAAUUCUUUCAAGUCUGUCUGUGGGCAGACAGGGUUCACUUGGAGGAUUUAGAAAAAUUGUCAUGCAUGUAGUAGCAUUCCAUUUUUUUUUAAAGUGCAGGAUCUUUGACAGGGAAAUGUUCCCAUGGCGCCAUGGGAACUAUUCUUCCAUAUAGGGGAGAAAAAAAUGGUUUAGUACCCUUCUUAUUAGUAUUUAAACCAUGGAUGUGGGGUUUGUUGUAGUACCACAGAGAGAAUAUGUCCCUAUUGUGAGAACUAUAGUCCCCACAAAGUAAAUGACACAAAAUAAUUUCAUUUGGUUUAUAAAAGACUCCCUUCCCCUCACCCCUCAUCCAUCAUCUUGGAGCUUUUUCUAUAAUGUGAGCCUCAUUUAAAAAAGAGGUUGGUUAACCUAUGGACUCUCUGACUCUAUUUACCCUUUAAAUUUACCAUGAGCAUAUUUUUCAAAAUCGCUCAGUAAUUUUUUAUCUGGGCAUUUGUAGAUGUCGAUGCCUGGUUUUUGGUGCUAAGAGCCCAAAUUGAAGGCUCUGGAUGCCUCAUUUAGACAUCUGAUUUUGCAAAUUGGAUUGAAAGGUAGCUCAUGAAACCUUUCUCUACUUGGAUCUGAAAUAAUUUAAAUAAUUUGAAUUAAAUUAGCUAUAUUAGGGUUUAUAACCUUAAAUUUCAAUGCUACUCUUCAUAUGAUUUCAGUAAUUUAUUAUGCCUUCUAUUAAUAUAUAAAAAUCCAGUAAUAUGAUGUACCUUAAUUCUCUGGUCCUCCAACCUUUCUCCAUUUGUUGUCUUUGAGAGUUUUGCAAGUAACAAACUUGGAAAGUAAUGUUUCAUUAAUUUAUUUUAUUUCUUCCUACUUUUUCAUAUUGACUCAUAUUGUAAAGCUAUACUUGUGAGUCUCCGAAAUGACUAUGCUCUAGUGAAAUCUACUAAACUAUUUUUUCUUCCUAAGGUAAAUGAACUUUUCUCCCCACCACACUAUUAUUUAACACCUUACAACCUAUUCCUCAGAGUACUGAUCAAUGUUAGGAAGAUGUAUUUUAAAUAGUAACAAAUACAGAUCUAAAAAAAAUCCAGCUAAACAUCCCCUUUCCCUUGGACAGAAUCCCAUAGUGAACAGAUGUGUUUGUGAAUAGACAGAUUGGCUGGGAUAUUAAGAAUCCAAUGAGUUUAUAUAAUGACAACAAAAGCUAGGACUGGGAUUCUCGAAUAUAAAACUUGAGUGUUGCAUUAUAGAGCUUUGGAGGUAAUACUGGGUUUAUUGGGGAAAUUUUUGUCAUCCAUUGGCUGGUCAAAUAAAGACAAGAUUACUUCUGGAAAUGAACAGUACAAGAUAUGGUUGGAGAUGAAAAGGAAGUGUGUGAGUAUAUGUACAGACCAUAUUUUCUGUAUGUGUGUGUUUAUAUAUAUGUCUUUAUAUGUGUAUAUGUACACAUGCUAAUGAUACAUAUUUCAUAUACAUGCUGGUUCUCAUUUUACCUUGCAUGGGCAUUUCUGGUAUUUGUUCGCUUUUCCCUGCAGACGUUGUAGUGGGUUAAACUCACUAAGUACUUAAUUUGUUGGUGACUAUAAUUGUGUAUACAUCUGUGGAUAUAUAGGCACACACAAGUGAGAUAUAUACAUAUACACACACAACUUGUUGGCUACAGUGCUAAUGAAAGUCGGAUCAUAAAGAAUUUGUAGGUUAAGUGUUGUGUAUUUCUGUCUGUGCUUUGAACUAUCUUGUAAAAUGUUAUGUAUUUGGAAUAUAUUUUGUGGUUUGUCUGAUAUUUAUAAACACAGCUCUGGGAAGAAUAAAAUAUGGAUUGUUGAUUACUUCAUCGAAUUACUAAAGAUCUGGGGGGACAAGUACCUGUGAUUCGAGCCUUAUCUUUGUACAGUGAAUUUCACAUUUCUAUGUCAACAUGGGGAUUGUUUUGUAUGUCAGUAUGGUGGCAGGAUUCCCUAAUAAAACUACUCUGGGAAGAAACAAACAAAAA